AUGGCGCCCGCCCGCCGGACGGUCGCGGCGCUGCUCGCCCUCGCAGCAAUGCAGCCGCCCGCCCUCGCGGGCGCCCAGGACGGCGCCGAGGAGUGCGCCGCGCCGGGGGCCUGCCUCGGCGAGGCAGAGGUGGAGGCCGCGGAGCACACGGAGGCCGACGCGCUGAGGGUGGAGCUCCUGCAGUCCAAGUCGGCCGCGGUACGGGCGUCGGCGAGGUUGAGCGCCGGCGCGGGUCGCGCCAAGUGCACCAACUCCAAAGGCGUCGUCUUCGACUGCUCAGGGGAGGGCGAGGUGUGCUGCGGCGACGCGUGCAUGGCGCCCAGGGGCACCUGCUGCACGAACGUCAUGGGCCACAGCUUCCCGUGCGGCGAGAACAGCACGUGCUGCGGCGACACGUGCAUGGCCCCCGAGGGCGCCUGCUGCGCGAACUCGCAGGGCAGCCACUUCCCGUGCGGCAAGGGCAGCGUGUGCUGCGGCGACGUGUGCAUGUCCGAGGGCGGCUCCUGCUGCAAGAACUCGCUCGGCGCCCACUUCCCGUGCGGCGAGGGCAGCACGUGCUGUGGCGACUCGUGCAUGGCCGCUGGCGGCGCCUGCUGCUCCAACUCCCUGGGCCACAACUUCCCAUGCGGCAAGGGCAGCACGUGCUGCGGCAACGGGUGCGUGGGACCCAACAGCGUGUGCUGCACGAACAGACAGGGCUACCGGUACCCGGUCGUUCGCGGCACGAUGUGCGUCGGGUAG
This is a messenger RNA of Prorocentrum cordatum, 741 nucleotides long. NCBI's taxonomy places the organism in Eukaryota, Dinophyceae, Prorocentrales, Prorocentraceae. The record is from the annotation of a GenBank genome assembly.